Paramacrobiotus metropolitanus is the source of this 1963-nucleotide messenger RNA. RefSeq lists its product as uncharacterized. The transcript is spliced from 7 exons. Bases 12 to 1820 code for a protein of 602 amino acids. Lineage: Eukaryota; Metazoa; Tardigrada; Eutardigrada; Parachela; Macrobiotidae. The record is from RefSeq and is a predicted model, not a curated record.
UUGGUUACGGCAUGUUUUAUGGGCAUUGCCGCAUUAGAUGGUUAGGACCUAUUUUAAGCCUGCCUCAUUACAUAAUUGACGCAGUUGUAAUUUUUAGAAUAGAAAUUAAGAUUAAUAAAAUCUGGAUUUGCAGGAAAAUGUACCUGUUUUACUGGUUCGUAACCAUUGGUGGUGCAUUAUUUUUUGUCAAUGGCCAAUUGAGAAUGAAUUACAAUCAAGUGCAGUACCAACUACCAGCGCAUCUUCCAUAUAACCCGCCACCGUUCUAUGCUGCCGCAUACCCUCAACCGCCUCCUGUAGCGAACACGAGCACCAGAAAAUGUGGUGAUUAUCCUGUUCGACUUCCGCCAAUGCGGAACUUUCAACCCGAAAAGACAGAUGGCAUAUGGCACACUUACCGGGUGCUACUUCCCGGCGCCCCUGUGAUGACCAACCGGCAGCUGACCAUUCAAAGUCUGGGUAAAACAGUCGUUCCAUUCUCAACAAUACCGGCCGAAUACCAACUCCUAACGACAUAUUCCUGUGAUAAUGACACUGACGCAGUUUGUUCAUGCAAUUCAGAAUUCUAUCCAGGCAUCGCUGGUACUAACGGCUACCGAUACUUUAACAGAAUCACCAUGGACUGUGCGAUUCAACCGGCAUAUAUCACAGUUGUCGCCUGCAAGUACCACACAUAUUGCAUCGCCUAUAGCUGUGCCGCACCCAACUACGUUACCGACACCUGCACCAAGCCCAUUAUUUUCGUCAGCACCCGGGCCCGCCCCGAUCAUAUGGCCGACAAAGUUUUAAAACGCAUUGACCAAGUCGUGGAUAUGAUUUUCGCUCCGUAUUGCAAGUCACGCGACGAUAUCCCCAAGCAGAUAUAUACGGAAGACAAACCUUUCUGCCCACUGGAUACACCUGUACCAGAAUGCGUACAGCAGAUAGUCAAGGGACUGGAGGACGAUGCGAAAAACACGGUGGUACCGGUUGCCUUGGAUGUAGCGGCAAAGGGCUCCGCAAUUUCAGGUGGUUCAUUUUCUUUGGUCGGCGCUCAGUAUUACAACCAACUGCCGGCGUAUCCUCCGUAUCAGACACCGUUAUACGCUGCUGCGUACCUUCCACCGCCUCCUACAGUAAACACCAACACCAGGAAAUGUGGUGAUUAUCCUGUUCAGCUUCCGCCAAUGCACAACUACCAGCCCGAAAAGACGCAGGGUUUAUGGCACACUUACCGGAUGUUGCUUCCCGGAGCACCACUGAUGACCAACAGGCGGUUGACCAUUAAAGGCUUGGGUAAAACAGUUGUUCCGUUCUCUACAACACCGGCCGAAUACCAGCUGUUGACGACAUAUUCCUGUGAGAAUUCUUCUGACGCAGUUUGUUCAGCCACCUCUGAAUUCUAUCCAGGAACUGCUGGUGCCAAUGGCUACCGUUAUUAUAAUAAAAUCUCCAUGGACUGUGCGAUUCAACCUGCAUAUUUUACGGUGGCCGCCUGCAACUACAACACCUACUGCAUAGUUUAUAGCUGUGCCAAGGCGAAUUACGUUACCGAAAUCUGCGUCGAGCCCAUUAUCUUUGUCAGCACCCGAGCUCGUCCUGAUCAAAUGCCCGACACAGUCCUAAAACGGAUCGAUCAGCUAGUAGAUACGAUUUUCGCUCCGUAUUGCAAAUCCCGCGAUGAUAUCCCCAAGCAGAUGUAUACGGACGAUAAACCGUUCUGCCCGCUUGAUACACCGGUGCCAGAGUGCGUACAGCAGAUAGUGAAGGGACUGGAGGAAGAUGCGAAAACAACGGUUGUUGCCGAUGCAACGCCAAAUAUUAGUGGUUCUGGUUAUUAAAGAAGACCUUCUACCACUACUGCUUGGUUUAAACAGCACAAUACAUGAUUUGGAGCACUUGUGAAUGUUUGCACCAAAUACAAAACGGUUUUGCACCCCAUAAAUGAUAAAGUGGGAGUAGUGAAAUGUUACAUAUUAUGAAG